Molecule: messenger RNA, 330 nt
Organism: Nematocida ausubeli
Lineage: Eukaryota; Fungi; Microsporidia
Exons: 1
Coding region: 1-330 (109 amino acids)
Source: RefSeq, a predicted model, not a curated record
AUGUGCCAUGGAUGCGGGAUGAGCAUGUGCAUCGUGUGGGAUACCGAAGUAUCUGAAUAUUUUAUACCAGGCCUGUGCAUUACAAGAAAACUCUUUCCUGCCCUUAUUCUUUUUAUUGCAUGCACUACAUUAGCAGCAAAUCACAUAAAUGAAAUCACCAAAAACAAAUACAUUGUUGAUGUUGUGAGAUUCCUAGGCUCAUGGAUUCUUAUGAUGACAAUGAUGACAGGAAAUGGAUACAUUCUGUGUACAAUGCUUAUCUCUGUUAUUAUAAGCAGAAUAAUUCUGCAAAAGACAAAAAAGGAACGGUCCUUUGAGUGCUGUCAAUAA